UGGUGCGUGCCGUCGCUCAGCUGAUUUAGCUGUUGUUGCAGCUGAUGAUGCAGCCAUCUUCCUCCUCACAACAAGGACAAGCUAGACGUGCUCAUUGGACUUGUGGGCCUUGUCGUUGGGAUCUCUCGCUUCUCUCAUCAGGAUAUCCCUCUAAAACUUAGUCAUGGCUGCCGAAAAGAUGGAAAAGAUCGUACCCAAGCUGAAGGCCGAAGAGGAGGAGGAGGAGGAAGAGGAGGAGCCCAUUGACAUGGCCGUGAUCAUCAAGGAGAAGUGUGGCGAGGAGCAUUGCACCAAGUACAAGGACCGCUUGGACGAGUGCAAUCAGCGGGUCAAGUCCAAGAAUGAGACCACGGAGACCUGUUUUGAAGAAAUCCUCGACUUCUACCAUUGCGUGGACCACUGCGCGUCCAAGGACAUUUUUAAACAUAUGAAAUGAUCGCCCGGCAAUGCCCUCGUUAUUACUCCCUGAGGACAUCCACAACCUAUAUUGAAUAUAUUUAGUCCAUUUCAGUAGGGUCAUUCCGGAAA
Tigriopus californicus is the source of this 528-nucleotide messenger RNA. Its product is annotated as cytochrome b-c1 complex subunit 6, mitochondrial-like. The transcript is spliced from 2 exons. Bases 164 to 436 code for a protein of 90 amino acids. The record is from RefSeq and is a predicted model, not a curated record. Gene Ontology annotation, biological process: mitochondrial electron transport, ubiquinol to cytochrome c. NCBI's taxonomy places the organism in Eukaryota, Metazoa, Arthropoda, Copepoda, Harpacticoida, Harpacticidae.